This is a messenger RNA of Funneliformis mosseae, 506 nucleotides long. Lineage: Eukaryota; Fungi; Glomeromycota; Glomeromycetes; Glomerales; Glomeraceae. The record is from the annotation of a GenBank genome assembly.
ACAACAUUUCAAUUAAUGUUUCUAAAUUUGCACCUGAACAACGUUAUCAUCUUUUUGCAGUGUUAUUUGAUGCUGAUCCAUCCAUAUCUGAUUCACUAAGUCCUGAACAACGUCGUCGCUUAUAUGCUGUAUUAAUUGCUAUUGAUUAUUCUCUUACAAGAUCACUUUCAGAUGCACGUAGUGUCAUAUGUGAUAUUACCAAUGAACAACCAAUACUUGAAUUUCAGGAUGAUUUGGGCUUCACUAAUACUACUGAAACUGUUAAUACUUUUCAAGAUCUUAUACUAAUAUUAUUACCAAAGAAAAAUAAUCAACCUUCACCACAAAAGUCAAUUACACCUCUUAUUACGACUGCAACUGAUGUUUUAGAUUCCACUGAUACUACUAUUGAAACUAUUAACAUUUCUCAAGGUAGAGGUAAAAAAAAGCAAGUAAAACCAAAGAUAAAGAAAACUUUACGUCAAACAAGAUCUAAUAAGAAAGCUAAAACUGUAAAAACUCCAUGA